UCGCCAUUCCACGAAAAUGCGGGGGUGUACUGACGAGAGCAUAUAUUCGACGCCGCGGCGCCCAAAGGCACAGACGCCACUUCAACUCUGUCUCGUGCACGAUCUUUAAAACAAAACAAGAAACACAAUGUGCGACGACGAAGUAGCUGCCCUUGUCGUAGACAAUGGAUCCGGUAUGUGCAAGGCCGGAUUUGCGGGAGACGACGCACCUCGCGCUGUAUUCCCCUCGAUCGUCGGCCGACCUCGUCACCAGGGUGUGAUGGUGGGCAUGGGUCAAAAAGACAGCUACGUGGGCGACGAGGCACAAAGCAAGAGGGGUAUUCUUACGCUAAAAUAUCCUAUACGUAUGCAGAAGGAAAUCACCGCCCUCGCACCCUCGACCAUCAAGAUCAAGAUCAUUGCACCUCCCGAGAGGAAAUACUCCGUAUGGAUCGGUGGCUCCAUUCUCGCUUCCCUAUCUACCUUCCAACAGAUGUGGAUUUCGAAGCAAGAGUAUGACGAGUCUGGUCCUGGCAUCGUUCACCGCAAGUGCUUCUAAGCAAUUAUAUUCUUAAAAACGAUUGUUAUUGCUAUAUUAUUUACGCAGAUACACUUAAUUAUUCCGUA
Polistes canadensis is the source of this 606-nucleotide messenger RNA. RefSeq names its product actin-3, muscle-specific-like. Bases 128 to 538 code for a protein of 136 amino acids. Lineage: Eukaryota; Metazoa; Arthropoda; Insecta; Hymenoptera; Vespidae. The transcript is spliced from 3 exons. Gene Ontology annotation, biological process: mitotic cytokinesis. The record is from RefSeq and is a predicted model, not a curated record.